This is a messenger RNA of Scheffersomyces amazonensis, 1414 nucleotides long. RefSeq lists its product as uncharacterized. The transcript has a single exon. NCBI's taxonomy places the organism in Eukaryota, Fungi, Ascomycota, Pichiomycetes, Serinales, Debaryomycetaceae. Gene Ontology annotation, biological process: mitotic spindle elongation; vesicle-mediated transport. Gene Ontology annotation, cellular component: Golgi membrane. Bases 363 to 1394 code for a protein of 343 amino acids. The record is from RefSeq and is a predicted model, not a curated record.
AGGAUACUAAUCCAUCCCAUAAGUACUCAGCCUACCCUAGGCUACUAACUAGUGGUAGUUACUGAGCUACUGUACUGCCUCAAAUAUUACACCAUCCCAAUAAACAAGCCUUGACCAUGUCCUCUACAAUCGUAAAAUAUAAAUAUACACUUUACUUAUAUACUCACUCCUUAUUUACACUAAUACUAAUUAGUGCUGGUUACCCUUCGGAAAGCAAUCACUAAGUUUACCGAAGAGUCCGACCUGCACAUGGCCCUCAUCCACUAAGUCGCCUAAGUAACUACUAACUACUAAGUAAAGUAGUAUACGCUAUGCCAAUUACUAACGCCAACUUCAUACUAACACUCCCUAACACCUCCUAAAUGCCCAGCUUACCCAUAGAUACCGCCGGAGCCACGGCAGGGUUUAAUGAGUUAGUGCGAGAUGCCAAUUUAGUAGCUCAACGUAGCGUAAAUUGGUACCGAGAUCAAACCUCACUAAUAAAAGUAUUACUCGGUAUAGUAGGAAUUAUUGGAAUUAGUGCUGGAAUUACAGUAGUAAUAUUUCAUAAAUAUCUUAUAAAUGCAUUAGUAUAUAUAUCUGAUCAAUGGCAUAAUUUCAGUUAUGGAGGUCCAUUACUAUUUUCAUUAAUAUUUAUUGUAGGAUUCCCUCCAUUAAUUGGAUUUUCAACUUUAUCAAUAUUAACGGGAAUGAUAUAUGGAUUUCCUGGAGGUUGGCCAUUAUUAGCUAGUGCAUCUAUUUUAGGAUCAUUAUGUUCAUUUUUAAUUAAUCGAUUAAUCUUUCAUGAUUAUGCCGUUAAAUUAGUUAAUAAACAAGAAACUUUUAGAGCCUUUUCAGAAAUUUUAAGAGAAGAUAAAUCAUUAAUGUUACUUAUAUUAAUUCGAUUAUGUCCAUUACCUUAUUCAUUAAGUAAUUGUGCCUUUGCAGUAGUCCCAGAUUUACCCAUAUUAAGAUUCUUAUUAUCAUCAAUUAUAACUUCUCCUAAAUUAUUAAUUCAUAUAUUUGUUGGUUAUAAAUUAAAGAAUCUUGGUGAUGAUACUAAGACAACUUCAGCAAAAAUAGUUGAUUUUAUAAGUAUAUUACUUACUGGGUUAGCUACUACUAUCACUACAUAUAUAAUCUAUGGUAAAAUGCAACAGAAAUUAACUAGUUAUCAUGAGAAUCAAAAUGGAUAUCCUGAUCGAAUAAUCUUUGGAAAUUUCGAAGAUGAUUUAGAACUUGGAGGCAGUGAGAUUGAGUUGAAUUCGGCUGACUUUGAUGAUGAUAAUUUCAUAAUAGAUGAUGAAGCAGAAGAGAGACCGUUAAUAUCACCACCAGAAGCAAUGGACUUUAUAGACGAUGAUAUCAUCAUUCAACAAGAACUACAAACCUCCACCAAGGCCAGAGACUAUUAGAUUCUAUAUUACAAUUCUAU